Aspergillus sclerotioniger CBS 115572 is the source of this 3040-nucleotide messenger RNA. Its product is annotated as kinase-like protein. The record is from RefSeq and is a predicted model, not a curated record. Gene Ontology annotation, biological process: peptidyl-threonine phosphorylation; peptidyl-serine phosphorylation. Gene Ontology annotation, molecular function: ATP binding; protein serine/threonine kinase activity. Lineage: Eukaryota; Fungi; Ascomycota; Eurotiomycetes; Eurotiales; Aspergillaceae. The transcript has 3 exons. The coding region runs from base 380 to 3040 and encodes 886 amino acids.
GCUUCCACUCAUCUGCACUAAUCUGCAUAUCCAGAAUGCAGUCGAAGUCGUUCAGUCAGCCAGUGAGCAAAACGUACUUGCAGAAACUUGAUAUUAUCAUUGUAAAUCAAACAUCGCUGUGUUUGGAUUGCUUCGGUUAGACUCGGACACAAUAGGGGCACCGGCGGAGAAAGCUGCUUAUCAGCAUCAUCGGCCAGUGCUGCCUUCUGUACGAGGUACAUGACCAGGUAACUGAUUACACAUCUCUGCUUGCUUCUCACUCCCUACUCCGUCUAGAAUCUCCCAUGUCACCCAUCAACAACUGCUCACUGAUCGCUCCUGAAUCCUCCCGAAUUCCUUCCGUCCUGAUGCUGUCAGUGUUCUGCGCUCCUUAGCUUAAAUGGAUUCCCCCCAGCCGGGAUCGGAGUUUCGGAUCGUCAUCGGGGAAUUAAUUCACGAGCUGGAGGAACACACCAAGCGACGAGACGAAAUAUCGAAUCGUUUCAUUCGUCGACAUGACCUCGUCAAAGUCUGGCAGAAUGAAAGCCGUAUCCAUAGGCUGCUUUACAACGACCAACUCACCCCAGAGGAUGUGCACGAUAUCCAAGAGAACUUUAUCGCCAUCCUUUCCAUUCUCGUAUCCAUUGAAGCCAUUGAUAGCAUACGCAAUUUUCGCAGCACAUUUCCCAUAGGUACCAUCUCCGACCGGGAUCUUCCGCUAGAGCGAGAGCAGAUUGAAAUGUUCCUUCCAGACCGCCCGGCACUGGUCCGCAGAUUUGAUGACGUUCAGUGUGAAUUUUGUCCUGUGCCAAUAUGGCGCACGAGGUCAUUACAAUCAGUUCCCCGAAAGUGCCGAUUGCCUUUCACGGAUCCACCUACAAGGUUGGGCGUCGGAGGCUUUGGUGAAGUUGAUUUGGUAGCAAUAGCACCGCGGUACUGGAAGGUGGAUGAAGACGCAGAUUAUGACGUUGCUUACAAGGUUGCCUGCAAACGAUUCAAGUCCGACAAAGAUUUCAGCAAAGAGGCUGAGAACCUCAGAAUCUUGAAGAAUAGUUUGACGAAACAGGAUCAUAUCCUUCAGCAUUAUACAACUCUUUUCCAUGAUCCAUACAACUAUAUCCUCUUUCCGUACGCCGAGAACGGAGAUUUGAAUCAGCUUCUAUUGGACGGUGGAGGGUACUAUCUGUUUCAUGAACGAUUUCCUCACGUACCACCAGUAGGAGAUCCAGCAGUAGUUAAGCCCCUACUACAUCAGUGCUGGGCUUUAGCGUCCGCUGUCAAUUGGUUACACGGCGGGAUUCAAGUUGAUACUAAGAGUAUAAUGUGUGCACAUUUAGAUCUCAAGCCCGACAACAUCUUGAUCAUGAGGGACAAUGACUCCAUAGUAGGGAAGUGGAUGAUCUCAGAUUUUGGCAUCUCCGCUGUUGAGCCUCAUAGAGAUGGCUCCAGGCCAGCACUCAGUGUCGGAUACCGGUACCGACUAUUGACUAUCGAGACAGAACCUAAGCACCAAGCGGGAACGUACCUCCCCCCUGAAGCUAUUCACCGAGGGGCGAUGGCAGCCGCCGCUGACAAGGUUGGUCGUCAAAGCGAUAUUUGGGCCUACGGAUGCAUCUUCAGCGAGAUACUUGCCUGGGCAAUUGGACGAGCAUAUCUGGUCGACAAACUCGCAGACGAACGAACGUAUGGUGCGACCAGUGAUAGAUUUUGGGAAGAAAGCUUCGGUCAAAAUUUAUCCCCCCAACCGACGGGAUAUAAGCUACGCGAGUCUGUUUCUGCGUGGCUUGACGAGGUCCGAGACUCACCAGAGAGGGUACUGAGGGACUGGGCACAAGCCAUCAAAGACAUCCUAAUUACCGACAAGCAGGCUAGACCCAACGCAGAGAAGCUUGUUGGUUACGUCGAAAGAGUGUGCAGCUCAUGCGAUCUGUCUCCGGAGGUGAUAGAUGAUCACCCAUUGACUCCAUAUCACACACCUCCCCUUAGCUCGCCGAGUUCCGGCUCAACUGAGACGGGUCAGAAUCCCGAAAAGACCAGCAGGCCUAUCUCUCACGGCAUAAAUCCCGGUAUUGCCAGAUACUUGUCUCGAACUGCCCGUCAGGGCAAAGUACAUGCCGCCGUGGUGUCACAGGACAAGAUCGAGAUAUUUGGACUGAACCUUUCUCAAGACGAAGUCAGUCUGGUCAGCAAAAUGCCCCUUCCCCCUAAAUGGGAAGAUGCCGGCGUUGUUAUUGAGGGACAGUACUUCGCAGCUUGGGGUUAUUGUAAGGCGGAGAAAAAGAGGGCGGUAAGUUCGCUUCUCCGGAUCGGUGAUAUAUAUUCGGACUUCGAGCCCAGCUUGCCUGUCAACCAGGGGCUUCUUGGUUCAGUAGCUGUAUCAUGCCGUGGAAUCUUUGCUUUGGUCCGGGACAAGGAUAUCGUGCUGCUAUCCUGGCCGUGUACACCAGCAUCCUCUGUGAACCGCCGUCUAAUUAUCCCGUUCUACAUGGAUCAAACCUUCACGCACGCAAUUUUCAAUGAAGCCGGUGGCUUGUUGUUUGGAUGGGCGAGAGGUCAGAAACAGGAGUCUCUAUACGUAUGGAAUGUCGAGGCUGAAAUCAGCGAUGUACCGGAUUUCGUCGUUCACUAUUCUCUUCAACGCUUCUAUCUGAAUACUCAAGUGAUCCCCUACAGCAGUGGGCGAGGCUGCAUCCUUGCGGGCGAUCACAACAAAUUUCUCGCUGUCUCCCUGAAAAACCCGAGUACAGGUUUGCCAGGCAUAGAGCGCUUAGACGAGACUAUUGAUGUGGUAGCUAGCUGCUUAGUCGGCAAUGACCAGCUUCUUGGAUUAGUCAGUACGCGGGGUUUCCGUACUCGGUUAUGUCUGCGAAGAUAUAAGAUUGACCACGGUGGAGACGGGGAUACUCUCAUACUCCAGGACCAGGAACUUUGCAACAUCAACAUUCCCAGAGAGUUCAAGUCGACAGGUCUAAUGCGAGCUUAUCAGGAGGAAGGAGCGAUAACGGUGGUUUUGUGGAACGGAACCAGCAUCUUGAUUUCCAAAGGUAUCAAAGAGAUCUGA